GCUUCGUUCGCCAUCAAAGUUUUUCUUUGUUUCUUCUUCUUCAGAAAAAAGCAAAAAUAAAAAAAUAAAAAAUACCAUUGUUUUCUCUCUCUGGCUCGCUCUCAUUCGGACAUGCCUGAGGCCGAGGUGGGUUUUGUGGUAAAUAGUGCGACAAUUUCGGGAUGUCUUCGGAGAGGCUCAUUGCUGACGGAACACCACACUCCGACGAAACAAUGCUACCGUCGUCUCACUCCUUCCGCCAAUGGGACGAGCCCACGUGGAUUUUCGACGAGUUGCCUCUCGCCACUAUUGUUUCGGUUUCUCGCCCCGACACCAGCGAUAUCAGCCCCAUACUCUUGUCCUACACCAUUGAGUUUCACUACAAACAGUUUAAGUGGCGCCUAGUGAAGAAAGCAUCACAGGUUCUAUACUUACAUUUCGCAUUGAAGAAACGUGCAUUUUUUGAGGAAAUCCACGAGAAACAAGAGCAGGUUAAAGAAUGGCUUCAUAGCUUAGGACUAGUAGAGCAGACAGCAGUUGUGCAAGAUGUUGAUGAACCCGACGAUGGAGCUGUUCCUUUUCUUAAUGAAGACGACGUCAAGAAAAGAAAUGUCCCAUCCAUUGCUGCUUUGCCCAUCAUUCGUCCGGCACUAGGAGGACAGCAGGCCAUUUCAGACAGAGCAAAGGCAGCAAUGCAGGGCUAUUUGAACCAUUUUUUGGGAAACUUGGACAUUGUCAAUUCUAAAGAGGUAUGCAAGUUUUUGGAGGUCUCCAAGUUGUCAUUUCUAAAGGAGUAUGGUUCAAAGUUGAAAGAAGGUUACGUGGCUGUGAAGCAUCUAUCAAAUAUCCAAAGGAGUGAUUCUGGUAUUGGGUGUUAUAUAUGCCCUUGGUUCGAUUGCUGUAAUAAUAAUUGGCAGAAGGUCUGGGCUGUUUUAAAACCUGGGUUUUUGGCAUUGCUGAAUGAUCCUUUUGACACUGAACUUUUGGACAUUAUAAUUUUCAAAGUACUGCCAGUACCAGAUGGAAAAGGAGACUCUGAACUGAAUUUAGCAGAUCAAAUAAAAGAACGCAACCCUUUACGUUAUACAUUCCAGGUUAGUUGUGGAAAUCAAAGCAUAAGGUUCAGAACCACAAGCAAUGCUAAAGUUAGUGAAUGGGUUACUGCAAUUAACGAAGCUGGUUUGAAGCCUCCUGAAGGCUGGUGUCAUCCUCACCGCUAUGGUUCUUUUGCUUCUCAAAGGGGCUUGACUGAAGAUGGAAGUCAAGCUCAAUGGUUUAUAGAUGGACAAGCAGCCUUUGAAGCAAUUGCUUCUGCCAUAGAGAAUGCAAAAUCAGAGAUUUUUAUGACUGGCUGGUGGGUUUGCCCAGAGCUGUAUUUAAGACGUCCUUUUGAUAACCAUCUUAACUCUCGGCUUGAUGCAUUAUUAGAAGCAAAAUCUAAGAAAGGGGUUCAGAUAUACAUUCUUCUUUACAAGGAGGUUUCACUUGCUUUAAAAAUUAACAGUGGAUACAGUAAGAGAAGCCUCUUAAAUAUUCACGAAAAUGUUAGAGUACUUCGCUAUCCUGACCACUUUUCCACCGGUGUUUAUUUAUGGUCACACCAUGAGAAACUUGUAAUUGUUGAUCACCAGAUGUGCUUCAUUGGAGGAUUAGACUUAUGCUUUGGCCGUUAUGACACAACUGAACACAAAGUUGGUGAUUGCCCUCCUCUUAUGUGGCCAGGAAAGGACUAUUACAAUCCAAGAGAAUCUGAACCAAAUUCUUGGGAAGACACUAUGAAAGAUGAGCUGCAACGUGAAAAAUAUCCCCGUAUGCCAUGGCAUGAUGUCCAUUGUGCUCUUUGGGGGCCAGCCUGCCGUGAUAUCGCUAGGCACUUCGUUCAACGAUGGAACCAUGCUAAGAGAAACAAGGCUCCGAAUGAACAAACAAUACCACUGCUUAUGCCCCACAACCACAUGGUCCUCCCUCAUUAUAUGGGAAAAAGCAGAGAGAUAGACAUUGAGAAUAAUAACAGUGAAAAUCAGACUGACAUCAGCAGACAAAAUUCUUUUUCCUCACAGUCACCGUUGCAAGAUAUCCCUUUGCUUUUACCUCAAGAAGCCGAUGGUUUAGCUGUUCCUAAUUUAGAUCAAGAGAAUAGUCUGCAAGCGAAUCAUAAUCUUCUUGAUCAUCCAAAUGGGACUAAGGUCGAAGCUUUAGUUCCAGAUGAACAGAUAAAUGGUUCAGUGGGAGAUCUUGAUUUUACAGACCAUCAAAGAAAUAUAAAUCUCAACAUGGAGGAAGAUUCUAGCAUGACAGUUUCAGAUGAGUGGUGGGAACAUCAAGAGGAAAGCUAUCAUAAUGCUGCUGUUCAUGAUUGUGGGGAAGUUGGUCCACGUAUUGCAUGUCAUUGUCAGGUUGUCAGAAGUGUCAGCCAGUGGUCUGCUGGUACAAGUCAAACAGAAGAAAGCAUUCACAAGGCUUAUUGUUCACUAAUUGAGAAAGCAGAACAUUUUGUUUAUAUUGAGAAUCAAUUUUUCAUAUCAGGUCUUUCUGGAGACGAGAUCAUACAGAAUCGGGUACUGGAAGCAUUGUACAGGCGUAUCCUUCAAGCACACAAAGAGCAAAAGCUCUUCAGGGUUAUAAUUGUCAUACCACUCUUACCUGGAUUUCAGGGGGGUGUUGAUGACAGUGGUGCUGCAACUGUUAGAGCCUUAAUGCGUUGGCAAUAUAGAACAAUUAGCUGGGAGAAAACCUCAAUAUUGUAUAAUCUCAGUGUUUUGCUUGGUCCUAAAACACAUGAUUAUAUUUCUUUCUAUGGUCUAAGAUCACAUGGUAGACUCUUCGAAGGUGGCCCCGUGGCGACAAGUCAGGUUUAUGUUCACAGCAAACUGAUUAUAAUAGAUGAUCGUGCUGCCUUGAUUGGAUCUUCCAAUAUCAAUGAUAGAAGUUUGCUUGGGUCCAGAGACUCUGAGAUUGGGGUAUUAAUUGAGGAUAAGGAGUUUGUUGAAUCAUCUAUGAAUGGACAGCCAUGGAAGGCUGGGAAAUUUGCUUAUAGUCUUAGGCGUUCACUGUGGUCUGAGCACCUUGGUCUUUACGCAGGAGAGAAAAGUGAAAUCAGUGAUCCCGUAUCAGACAAGACAUACAAAGAGUUGUGGGUAGCAACUGCAAAGAAGAAUUCCAAGAUUUAUCAUGAAGUUUUUUCUUGCAUUCCCAAUGAUGGUGUACACUCGAGAGCUGCUCUGAGACAAUGCAUGGCUUAUUGGAAAGAGAAACUAGGCCACACAACAAUUGAUUUAGGAAUUGCCCCAGAGAAGCUACAUUCUCAUGACAAUGGAAAAGUAAAAGUAAUAGAUCCACUGGAAAAAUUGAACUCUGUAAAAGGACAUCUUGUUUCCUUCCCUUUAGAGUUCAUGUGUAAAGAAGAUUUGAGACCAGUUUUCAAUGAGAGUGAAUUUUAUGCCUCUCCUCAAGUAUUUCAUUAAAGAAUUAUCUCGUGCAUUGAGGAACAGAAGAUCAUACACAUACAAAAAAAGGUGGGACCAGUUGUUUGUGUUACAAUUGUACAUAAAAAUUCCACAAAACAAUUUUGGGAGAUCAGCAAUACGGGAAUCACUAACAAAUACUAACAGCCUACCAAUAUAUAGAGAUAUGUGAUAGGCAAAAUUAUUUUUGCCACAUUGGCCUUGAUAUGCUCUCUGUAUAGGGCUAGUCUCUAGUUGCGCAGAGUAUGUACAAUUUUCUCAUGGUAAAUUAUGUAAGUGCAUUUUUUUCAUUUUUUUAUUUAAUAAUAGUCGAAAUCU
Ziziphus jujuba (common jujube) is the source of this 3761-nucleotide messenger RNA. RefSeq names its product phospholipase D zeta 1. The transcript has 21 exons. The record is from RefSeq and is a predicted model, not a curated record. Gene Ontology annotation, biological process: intracellular signal transduction; phospholipid catabolic process; phosphatidic acid biosynthetic process. NCBI's taxonomy places the organism in Eukaryota, Viridiplantae, Streptophyta, Magnoliopsida, Rosales, Rhamnaceae. Gene Ontology annotation, molecular function: D-type glycerophospholipase activity. Gene Ontology annotation, cellular component: plasma membrane. The coding region runs from base 162 to 3443 and encodes 1093 amino acids.